This is a messenger RNA of Liolophura sinensis, 2501 nucleotides long. Its product is annotated as putative ankyrin repeat protein RF_0381. The record is from RefSeq and is a predicted model, not a curated record. Gene Ontology annotation, molecular function: protein binding. The transcript has 4 exons. Lineage: Eukaryota; Metazoa; Mollusca; Polyplacophora; Chitonida; Chitonidae. The coding region runs from base 73 to 1737 and encodes 554 amino acids.
UAAGGGCGAUUUGUUGCAGUGGACAUGUUAGUUUGGUGAUGGUUUUAAUGUGAGUGUUGAAUAGUAAAGACAAUGGAUUUGGAUCAGGUGGCCAGUCCACCGCUCCAAACGUGUUUAGAGCAAGCAGUGUGUGAUGGAGACCUGGAGGCUGUGCGAAAUCUGGUCACCCGGUCUUCCUGCUGCGUCAGUAACGUGACCAAUCGAAAUGAUUCCGGUGUGAUUGAUCCUAAUAAGAUAUUUGUGGCCAGCGUUAAAAGUGGGAAUGUUUGUAUUGUAGAAGAGGUAUUACAGUUACGGCCACCGCCGAGUGUGCGAUAUAUGGACGAUAAGGGACGACGGCUUCUUCAUUAUGCCGCCGAGACAGGGUCUUUAAGGGUCGUUCAAAAAUUACUGUCAAUGGGGUCGGUAGUGAACAUGAGCGACGUAGACGGCGUGACGCCGAUCAUGAUUGCAGCAUCUAAUGGUUACGCUGACAUUGUAGAAUUCCUGAUACAGCGCGGGGGACGACUGAACAGAGCGUGUCAGAGGAGAACUGGAGAGACAAUUCUCCACCUGGCUGCUCUGAAUGGACAUCUGGGUGUGGUCAGGAUACUGGUGGAGCACGGAGCAGAUAUAAACAGUCAGACCCCUGCAGAGAAAGGCGGGAUGACUGUCCUGCACAAGGCAGUGUUGGGUGGAAACACUGAGGUAGUCAAGUUCCUGGGCACUCAUGGCGCUAACCUUUUUAAGACCGAUGCCUUUGGACGCAGUGCUUUUCAUAUGGCAGCCCAUAAAGGCCAUGUCAACAUGGUGAAAGUGUUCGUGGAAAUCGGUAUAGACCUGGAAUUGAGGGAUGAGAAAAGUCGCACUGCUCUGUGUCAGGCAGUGCUAGGUCAGGCAAAGGAGGUUGUGGCUUACCUGCUGGACUGCGGAGUGGAUGUCGGCACAACAGACGACGAUGGCUACCAGCCACUGCACCACGCCGCAGCAGCUGACAGAGCAGAUAUCGGGGAGAUGUUGAUCAAGCAUGGUGCUGAGGUGGACCAUUCCAGUUUGACCCUUAGCACCCCGCUGAUGGAAGCCUGCCUGGCAGGGAGCCCGAGGGUGGUAGACAUGCUGCUGGUGCAUGGUGCAGAUGUUAACAAGGCUGAUGUCAAUAACCGUACAGCUUUACAUAAAGCACAGAUUUGUGCUAAGGAAAUGAAGAUAAAGGAAGAACUGAGUCUACAGCUAAUUGCUGGAGGGGCGAAGAUCAGCGUGCGGGAUAAUGACCGUUACACGCCCCUGCAUAACUUGGUCUUCCAGUGUGUUGUCAACUCCAGAGAGCACCUGGACGCUGUGAAGAUCUUUGUGAAGUAUGGGGCAGGCCUCAUUCCAGAGUUCUCAGAGCCCAGGGGUCAGGUUGACAUUUUUGCACCUGGAUUCACUCUGCAAAGCUUUGCUAACCACAGGAACUCCCCACUUUGCUGGCUGACAUGGAAUGGUUUCUAUGAGGCUGCCCGCUUUCUGGUUCUGGCAGGCUGGGAUCUGAGGAGAGAGAACUGGUUAGAUCUUCCUGGUAAAUCAGCUGAGCACUCAGAGUUCUUGGUGUGGUUAAGGACACAGGCAUCAAACCCUUGUUCCCUCACCUUGCUGUGCAGAAAUGCCAUCCGUUGUCACCUCCUGCUGUUGACAGACGGGCGGGAGAUCCUCUCGAAAGUCAGUCAACUGCCUGUUCCUCAAAGAAUUUUGACAUUCCUUAACCUAGAUGAUAUUUGAUAAUACUCUUAUUUUAUAUAAUGUAUUUAUGUGAUGGCAUGUAUCUGUUGUCUUGUUCUACAUGUUCUGGCUAGCUGUGAUGUCAUAUGUACUAUGCAUACCAAUCUGCAGAAAUUUACACAAUCUAUUUUCUUUACUGCCUUUUUCUUUUUGAGCUUUUGUUAAAGUUGUUUGUUAUACAUUUUUACAUUGGCACCGUUUACUAGGUAAUAUUUUAGUAUAAUUCCUUAUUUGGUACGCAGAUGUUCACAUAAAAGUGAAAUGUAAAUGUAAUUAAAGGCUCCAUUGAGGACAAGCUCCUUUAUAAUACCGGAGACGUGACACCCUGUUGUCAUUUGAAUAUCGUACUGGAGACGUGACACCCUGUUGUCAUCUGAAUAUCGUACUGGAGACGUGACACCGUGUUUUUAUCUGAAUAUCUUACUGGAGACGUGACACCCUGUUGCCAUUUGAAUAUCGUACUGGAGACGUGACACCCUGUUGUCAUUUGAAUAUCGUACUGGAGACGUGACACCCUGUUGUCAUUUGAAUAUCGUACUGGAGACGUAACACUCUGUUAUCUGAAUAUCGUACUUCUUUUAACAAAAACCACGGCAAAUUCCCUUCCUCAGCUGUGUAAACGUUCUCACUGUUUUCCAGAUUUGUAGUUGAAUCCAUCAGUUUUAUCUGAUUGGCAUUUAUGUCAGCGCAUUUAUGUCCACUUUUUGAUAUACUUUAAAUUCUUUGUUCCAAAUGACAGUUUUUUUAAAUAAUAAAACAUAUGA